AGCGAUAGAGGUCGGUUAACAGAUAUAAAAGCUAGGUCACUUCGUGGAUUCACAUCAGAAGCAUUUGAAAAGUCGCAUACGAUAUACAAGAAGCAGAGCUCAAACCGGAAGCCGAAGAUGUCUCGCUACGUAAUUCUUCUUCUCCUCAUCGCCGUUUCCUACAUUGCCUUGAACAACGCCCAGGGUUGCGGCCCGAACGAGCGUUUCACCAGUUGUAAAAGUGCAUGCCAGGCAACGUGUAAAAACCCAAAUGUUUACUGUAUUGAGGAAUGCAUGGGAGACGGAUGCGAGUGUAAACCAGGAUAUGUAAGAAACUCCAAUAACCAGUGUGUCUUGCAGUCGCAAUGCUAAUAAUAAGGACGUUCUUCAUCGCAUUGGCUACCAUAGAAAAUUCGUGAACGAAGAUUCAUUCAGGGAUAUGGUAGACGAUUAGUAACAAUUCACAUUUAAAACCUCGAACACAAUUUUUGAACGCUGUUAUAAAAAUUAAACGUCGAAUCAUGUCUCUGUGUGAUAGUCAACGCGUUAUUAAUCUCAGGACCGAGCAUUCAGGAAAAAUAUUGUACCGCAACCGAUUCUACUAAUUAAAGAGCUUAUUCAAAUAAUUCAAUA
This is a messenger RNA of Nomia melanderi (Alkali bee), 612 nucleotides long. Its product is annotated as chymotrypsin inhibitor-like. The record is from RefSeq and is a predicted model, not a curated record. Lineage: Eukaryota; Metazoa; Arthropoda; Insecta; Hymenoptera; Halictidae.